AUGAGGAUCAUUAUGCAAUGCCUCAGUUCGGCGUGCUAUCCCGCAGUUCAGUUGGCCUACUGGUGUGGUAUGGCGGAGACGACAAUAGUUCAAACAAUGUCAUUAAACAAUAUCCAGGGAUCUAGAUUAAAGACUCCAGCGUUACCAAUUUGGGUGACUUGCUGUUCUGGACAUUAUGGAGUGUUAUUUAAUACAAAUCGUGAAUUACUGCGCAAUUAUCACGCUGAGAGAAGGUUCGAUGUCCACUAUUAUACUUGCGGAGGGUGCCACGUGCUUCUCAACGUCGAUACCAGGACACAUGAAGAUACAGCCUGCUUUAGUAGAAAUGAUAGUAAUAGUGCUACUCCACUGGAGAAACUAAUACACACCAAGUGGCAAGAUGCGAAGCUUACUUGGACGGGUGUUGUACCUCAUUUCGGAGAAUCUCCAAAAUAA
This is a messenger RNA of Parnassius apollo (apollo), 435 nucleotides long. The record is from the annotation of a GenBank genome assembly. Lineage: Eukaryota; Metazoa; Arthropoda; Insecta; Lepidoptera; Papilionidae.